CUUCCCUCCCUGUAUAAAGUCCCCAACACCUGGAGAUUGUGGUGCCAACGGCGGACAACAGCACGCUGGCUGGCCAAAAAAUCAUCGAGCUUUGUUCAAGGGGUUAUAUAGUAGCCCAUCGACCAAACGCACAUCCCUCCUCCGCCUAACCCACCGCAGUUCGCUUUUAAGGCAUCUGUGUGUCGCGAGCCCCAGCCAUACACGCAGUCCGUCACGAUGCGGUUGCUCUCCUUUUCCCUUUCGACGUACGCCGUCUCCGCGCUGCUGCUCUUGCUCCUGGGCAGUGGAACCAGCGCAUACCAGGACUUUGCCAACCCGGAGCUCCGCCUGCUCAAUUCCAAUGAUUUUAAAAGCAAGACGACCAAGGGCAUGUGGCUCGUCGAGUUUUUCAGCCCACGGUGUCCACACUGCCGAAACUUCUUCCCGACGUGGAAAGACCUGGCGAUCAUCUCCGAGCAUCUCGAAGACUCCUCGUCCUUCUACAUGGCGCAGGUAGACUGCGAGGCGCAGGGCGACCUCUGCGAAACCAAUGACAUCACCAGUUACCCAAAUAUACAGCUGUUCAAGGACGGGAAAAUGGUGGAGAAGUACAACGGCGAUCGUGGGUUUGGCACGCUCAAGGCUUGGAUCAACAGCAAAGCCGAGGGGUAUCGGAGGGAGAUGGCUACCAAUCAGCAGAGCGCUCAGGCGGGGCAGCAGCAGAAGCAGUAACGCGUUGGAGCGUCAUCAGGGUUUUGGCACUACGACUCUGAUGCAAUGAGCGCAUCCUUCAGACGCUCCCAUAACUUUGCAGCUGCUGUUGCAAGCAGAGCAUGUAUCAUAAGUUAUCUCGUCUUCCCGUCUAUAUAUCUUUGCAGGUC
This is a messenger RNA of Tilletiaria anomala UBC 951, 860 nucleotides long. RefSeq names its product thioredoxin-like protein. Gene Ontology annotation, cellular component: endoplasmic reticulum. Gene Ontology annotation, molecular function: protein disulfide isomerase activity. Bases 217 to 711 code for a protein of 164 amino acids. The transcript has 2 exons. Gene Ontology annotation, biological process: protein folding. NCBI's taxonomy places the organism in Eukaryota, Fungi, Basidiomycota, Exobasidiomycetes, Georgefischeriales, Tilletiariaceae. The record is from RefSeq and is a predicted model, not a curated record.